Lodderomyces pseudojiufengensis is the source of this 2490-nucleotide messenger RNA. It is a transcript of the gene SNF5, whose product is annotated as Snf5p. NCBI's taxonomy places the organism in Eukaryota, Fungi, Ascomycota, Pichiomycetes, Serinales, Debaryomycetaceae. Gene Ontology annotation, biological process: chromatin remodeling; regulation of transcription by RNA polymerase II. The record is from RefSeq and is a predicted model, not a curated record. The transcript has a single exon. Gene Ontology annotation, molecular function: transcription coregulator activity. Gene Ontology annotation, cellular component: SWI/SNF complex; nucleus; nuclear chromosome. The coding region runs from base 1 to 2490 and encodes 829 amino acids.
AUGGAUAGUCAACACUCUGAUUUUCAACCAUUAUCUUCAAAUGAUUCAAAUCUACCUUCUCAACAAUCACAACAAACACCAUCAUUUUCACAACCAAAUCAAUUCCAAACACAACAACUCCCACAGCAACAACAGCAUCAACAACAGCAACAACAACCACAACCACAACAGCAGCAUGGUGGAAUACAAAUAACCCCUCAGUUUUUGGCUUCCUUGACUCCACAACAAUUGCAAAAUAUGAGAGGUAAUCCUCAAGUUCAAGAAAUGAUAAAACAAAUGAUUUUGAGGCAACAGCAUCAACAGCAACAAUUAAACAACCAAAAUAAAGGUAUGAAUACACCUCAGGCACCACAUCAACAACAAUUUUCACAACAACAGCAACAGCAGCAACAACCACUACCAACACAACAACAACAAUCCUUCAUGGAUAAUCCUAACGAUCAAAGACAACAAUUUCUAGCAAACAGUCAAGGACUUCAUAAUUUAUCACAAGGCUCUUAUAGACAACAACUAGAUAAUUUUCCUCAAAAUCUGCCACCAUUACCGUCUCAAAUGGGUCAACCACAACAACAGCAAGGUGGUCAGAAUGAAGCUAUUUAUAGACAAGAUGUACCUAAUCAAAUGUCACCACAUAAUAUGCAUCCUCAAGUUGGCGGUUUACCUGGAAGUUUACCUGUUAAUAAUUUACCAAACAGAGCUUCGGCUACGGGUGGGCCAGGAACAUUAUCGAAUCCAAGUCAUCAAUUCACAGCGGAUCAAGUGAAUAAUAAUCCAUUACCUUUCAAUGGAGUCACUCCAGUAGUAGGUGGUCAAUCAGCUGGAGUAAAUCCUCAUACUCAUCUAUAUAAUCAACAACAACCAGAAAUUAUAAGAAACUCAUCCAUAAAUCAAGCUCAAAAAAUUAAUUCUAGUUUGAGUGUACCACUUUCUUUAGCUUCUAGUACUUCACAAGAAUUAGCAAAUAAAAUACCCAUGACACAAAUAAAAAGUUUUAAUCAAUGGUCAUCAAAAUUAACUAGUGAAGGUAAACCAGUACCAUUAGAUACAAAAGUAUAUGAAACUAUUAUAAAAAAAGAUGGAGAUUUUUUAGCGAAUUCAUCAAAACAAAAUCAUGAUAUGAAAACUUCAAUAGAAAAUUUAGCUAAAGAUUUACAACAUUAUAAUCAAGUAAAACAAUUAAGAAUGGGAUCAAUUCAAUUAAGUUCUAAAAAUCAACAAAAUAAUAGUAUAUGGGGAGAAGGAUAUCAAGGAUAUGGAAAUGGUGUAACUAAUACAAGUACAAAAUUAAUAAUACCAGGACGAGAUUAUACAGAUCGAGAAAUUAAUGAAAAAGUAUCUUUACAAAAUUUAAAAGGUAGAAAUUAUGUACCGAUAAGAUUAGAAUUUGAUCAAGAAAGAGAUCAAUUCAAAUUACGUGAUACAUUUUUAUGGGAUUUAAAUGAAGAAAUAAUAUCAGUUGAAGAAUUCACAAACCAAUUAUUACAAGAUUAUAAAUUUAUAUCAAAAUUACAUUAUCCAACAAUAGUUAAUUCAAUAAAAGAACAAAUCCAAGAAUUUCAACAAAAACCAAAUAAAACAACUGGAGAAAUAAGAAUACCUAUUAAAAUUGAUAUAGUAAUAAAUAAUACUCAAUUAAUUGAUCAAUUUGAAUGGGAUAUUUUAAAUUCAAAUGAAAAUGAUCCUGAAGAAUUUGCAACAAUUAUGUGUGAUGAAUUAUUUUUACCUGGUGAAUACAGUACUGCUAUAGCUCAUAGUAUAAGAGAACAAUGUCAAAUGUAUCAUAAAGCAUUAAUUUUAUCUGGUUUUAAUUUUGAUGGUACUCCAAUAACAGAUGAUAAUAUACGUAAUCAUUUAUUACCUCCAUUAAGAUUAGUUUCAAAAGAUUAUCAAGUUGUUGAUGAUUUUUUUUCAAUAUUAAGAAAUCCAACAAAUGUAAAUGAAUUUAGUCCACAAUUAAUAAAAUUAACUGAAUUGGAAGUUGAAAGAAAAGAUAAAGAAAUGGAAAGGGAUAGUAGAAGAAAAAGAAGACAUAAUUAUAAUGAAGAUAUACAAAUUAAUUUGAAUGGUGGUGUUGGUGGUGGUGGUAACAUAGUCAAUAGUGCAGGUAGUUUUAUAAAUGGAGGAAAUAAUUUUGGUUCAACAAUAAAUACACCAAAUAUAACAUCUUCAACUACAGCAAAUACAAGUAGUUCAAGAGGUUUUGGAUCAUCAAGAAGAAAUGCAGCUCAUAUAGCAAGAGGUAAUACAGCACCAGAUCUUUCAACAGUUCCAAAAACUUUUAGAACUCCUGCUCCAUCAAGUGUAUUACCAGGUGGAAUUGAUUUAGGAGUUCCUGAAAUUUAUCAAUAUGAUGAAAUAUUUGUAAAUAAAAUUCAAAUUAGAAAUCCGAAUUAUAAACCUCCUUCACCUGAAUUAAUUAUUAAUGAUAAAGUUGAUUAUGAUUAUGAUCCAUUAAAAGGAACUUUCAUGGUUACUAUAAAAACUAAAUAA